This is a messenger RNA of Ziziphus jujuba (common jujube), 1328 nucleotides long. RefSeq lists its product as uncharacterized. The record is from RefSeq and is a predicted model, not a curated record. NCBI's taxonomy places the organism in Eukaryota, Viridiplantae, Streptophyta, Magnoliopsida, Rosales, Rhamnaceae. The transcript has 5 exons. Bases 119 to 1018 code for a protein of 299 amino acids.
AACCAAACAGAAGUAAAAGAAGCUCAGUCAUACUUUCAAAGUUGCAGGCUUUAAACUCAUAGUCACAGAAACACAAAGGAAAAAAGAAGAAGAAGAGAGACUCUGACUCAGACCAAAAAUGGAGAGAGCCACGCCCGUCAGAAAGCCACACACCGACACUUCCGAUCUGCUGACGUGGACUGAGGUUCCUCCAUCGUCCCCUGCCACUCCCACCACCCACCGCUCUCACCAGCCGUCCGAUGGUAUCAAAAAAGUGCUGCAUGGAGGUCAGGUGACUGAGGAAGAAGCUCAGAGCCUCAACAAAAAGAAGCCUUGCUCAGGGUAUAAAUUAAAGGAGGUAAGUGGAAGUAUAUUUACAGCUAAUGGUGGAUAUGGUGCUUCACAAUCUGAUGCUGCUAAUCCCAGUAACAGAACAACAGUGCGUGUAUAUAAGCAAGCCUCGAAUGGAAUUAGUCAAAUAUCAUUCAGUACUGAAGAGAGUAUCUCGCCAAAGAAGCCGACCUCUAUUCCUGAGGUUGCAAAGCAGCGUGAGCUGAGUGGGACAUUGCAAACUGAGUCUGAUGCAAAGACUAAGCAGAUAUCUAAUGCUAAGAGCAAGGAGCUUAGUGGUCAUGACAUCUUUGGCCCUCCCCCAGAAAUAGUGCCUCGAUCACGGGCUGCUGCUCGUACCUUGGAAUCUAAAGAAAAGAAAGGCAUGGGAGAACCUGCACCUCGAAACAUCCGCACAUCUGUCAAAGUUUCAAAUCCUGCUGGAGGUCAGAGUAACAUACUGUUUGACGAAGAACCUGUUGUCAAGACUUCAAAGAAAAUACAUAACCAGAAGUUCGCUGAGUUGACAGGGAAUGAUAUAUUUAAGGGAGAUGUUCCUCCAGGAUCUGCUGAAAAACCCCUGAGCGUGGCUAAGCUGAAAGAAAUAAGCGGCAGCAACAUCUUCGCUGAUGGAAAGGCACAAUCAAGAGACUUUCUAGGCGGUGUCCGCAAGCCCCCUGGUGGUGAGAGUAGCAUUGCCUUGGUUUAACACUUAAUGUCUAACUUGUUAUAUUUCAUUGCCAUUACUAAAUGCUUUUUCUUUAUAAACCCUCAAGUGUGGACUCUUUUGUUUUUGACUUGUACGCCUGGCUUGACUGAUGAUCAGCUUUGAGGCUUUCGGAAUGGUACAUGUGAGUAGCUAUAUGUUGAAAACUUGUUAGGCCAUAAUACUUAGAUGAAAUGCAGGAGGCUUGUCUAAUUUGGUUUAUUUCAGCAGUGUGUUUUAACUUUGUCAUUUCAAGUGUGUUACUUCUUCCAGGACCAAUAUCGUCUAUAAAUAAAAAUGAUAGUUUAGGUAA